This is a messenger RNA of Protopolystoma xenopodis, 477 nucleotides long. The record is from the annotation of a GenBank genome assembly. NCBI's taxonomy places the organism in Eukaryota, Metazoa, Platyhelminthes, Monogenea, Polystomatidea, Polystomatidae.
GUAGAAACUGCAGUUUCACUGGCAUGUGAAAAUCGGCAGAGCCGCCAACAUGUCUUUCAGACUCCCGAUAAGGAUGACCUUCUGGCAAAUCGGAACCAGGCCUCCAUAAAAUUGCUAAUCCUACACACUCAACACCAAUCACACCAACUUGAACAAUCUACUUGCGAUGACACAAAGACACGUAAAAGUGCACAAACUCUGCGUCAUCGGAUUGCCUUCGAAGAGGAACUGGCCAGCUUGCGAGCUGCCCAACGCGAGUCCAGCAGGAAUGGCCCAAAGGGGACUGAUCCGAUGGUCGUCUGGGAGACAACGUCUAAGCUGCAGCCGCACAAUCAGCAACAAAUUGACCGCCGUGCCUAUUUGGAACGAAUGGAUCAAGAGGCUUCUGGUGACUCGAGCAGAGCCACCGUUCUAGCAAAUAACAGCGAUUCAGCGCUCUCAGUGCCAAAGGAUACCGUGAGUUGUCGAUAUGAAUAA